This is a messenger RNA of Arachis duranensis, 2376 nucleotides long. Its product is annotated as protein transport protein SEC31. The record is from RefSeq and is a predicted model, not a curated record. NCBI's taxonomy places the organism in Eukaryota, Viridiplantae, Streptophyta, Magnoliopsida, Fabales, Fabaceae. The transcript has 3 exons. Bases 763 to 2229 code for a protein of 488 amino acids.
GUUUUGGGUUUUUAUCUUUUUAGAAUGGAUUAACUCUGACAGGUGCAAGGAAAUUAUGAUUAAGUUCUAUUUUGUAGUGUGUUAAUGAUCGAAAGGUGUUAUUUUUGUUAAAUAGUUUUCAUAGUCAAUUAGCUUGCUGGGUGGGUUGCAUGAUCUGGUUACACUGCAAAUAAAAGAAAUAUAUCUAUUUGUUGGGAUGAGAAUAAAGAUAAGAAUUUGUACUAUUGCAUUUGGAGUGCGAGUUUGAAGGUGCUGGAAUUUCCUUGAUGAAGUUUAGGGUUUAGGAAGAUCUACGCGUAAUCAGUCUCGCUGUAGAUAUGAUAUAUGAUAGGGCUCAAUAACGUAACGUUGUUUGAUCCAUGUAGCCGAUCUCAUUUAGUGGGAUGAGGCUUUGUUGUUUUUGUAUACAUAUGAUGAAGUUUCUCUCUAACUUUAUAUGUGCAUUGAUGCAAGAGUAACGAGGCAAGUUUGGUGAUAGUUAGAAGGAUGGAAGAGGAAAUGUGUCCAAAUGUGAAUAGGGAAGCCUGGUUCUGUAGAGUUGGUUAGUUACCAAUUGAUAUAUGGGCCUAGGGAAGGGUUGCAUUUGUGGGACGAAAACAUGGUGGAUCAAUAGUGAAUGUGUUUUCACAUUAUUUAUGUUGCUUUUGUGUUAUACCAGUAAUCAACAUUCUUUUGUGGUUGAACCUAUGGGAUAUUGCUCAGCCGGAAACCAACCUUACACACCAUGUUUAAGUGGUUAUUAAGGAUUUUCACAAAUCAAGGAUGGCAAGGACAUCAAUAUUUCCUGAUACUGCUUAUAAUUCGCCUGAAGAUUCUAUAAGCCAAGAUGUGAUUGCAGCUGUUGAGAAGAGCAUGAAAAAAAAUGCUGACAACCUUAUGCGGUUUCUUGAAGGAAUUAGUUCAAGGCUAUCACAGUUGGAAUUAUAUUGUUACAAUAUUGACAAAUCAAUUGGAGAAAUGCGAUCUGAUUUAAACACUGACCACGGGGAGGCAGAGUUAAAGCUCAAUUCUCUUGAGAAACACAUUCAGGAAGUACACAGAUCUGUACAGAUUUUGAGAGACAAGCAAGAGCUAGCUGAUACUCAGAAGGAGUUAGCCAAGCUUCAGUUAGUUCAGAAAGAAUCAUCCUCCACAAGCCAUUCACAUUCCAACGAGGAGAGGUCUUCACCUUCUGCCACUGAUCCAAAAAGAACUGAUAAGGCAUCUGACGCACAUAACCAGCAGUUAGCUCUUGCCCUGCUUCAUCAAGUUGCCCCACAGCAACAGCCUGUGGCACCUUCCCCAGCCCCAGCUCCAGUUCCAGCUCCAGCUCCAGCUCCAGCUCCAGCUCCAGCUCCGGCCCCAAAUGUAGCACCAGCCACUCAACAAUCAUCUUAUUACAUGCCACCCACUCCUUUGCACAAUCCGCCAUCUGUGGCCCAAGUUCCCCAGAAUCAAUAUUUGCCCUCUGAUCAGCAGUAUAGAACUCCGCAACCAACAUCAUCACAAGCAACGCAAUCUCUGUCUAUGCAACAAUAUUCUCAGUAUCAGCAACCACAACUGCCACAGCCGCAGCAGCAGUGGCCUCAGCAGGUGCAACCUCCGCAACCACCUCCAAUGCAGUCACAGAUGAGACCCCCUUCAACCAAUAUUUACGCUCCUUACCUGCCAAACCAUGCUACAAAUCCCUCUCCCUCGGAAACACUACCAAACAGCAUGCCAAUGCAAAUGCCAUAUUCCAGAAUUCCACCUGCAGCUUCCGGCCAUAGCGAUGCCAUGCCGUAUGGAUACAGCGGAUCUGGUAGAACAGGUCCGCAGCAACCACUUCCGCCGCAAAUCAAGAGCUCUUUUCCAGGACAACCAGGUGAUCCAUAUGGAACAAGUGCUACUCAUGCCGCGCCCCCUCCUACUAGUGCAUACAUGAUCUAUGAUAGUGAGGGAGGAAGAACACAUCCUCCCCCACAACCACCUCAUUUUGCUCAAGCUGGAUACCCUCCAUCGAGUGCUUCGCUUCAGAACCCUGCACCACAUAACCUCAUGGUCCGGAAUCCUAGCCAGACACAGUAUAUUCGUGGCCAUCCCUACAGCGACUUGAUCGAGAAGUUGGUGAACAUGGGAUUUAGAGGUGAUCAUGUGGCAGGGGUGAUCCAGAGGAUGGAGGAAAGUGGGCAGCCUGUAGAUUUUAACUCGGUACUUGACCGGUUGAAUGUGCAUAGUUCUGUUGGCCCCCAGAGGGCAUGGUCAGGGUAAAGAACUUUGUAUACCAUGUCUUGUUUCAUCAAUGCAACGAUGAUGUCAAAGUUGACCCUUACCUCCUCCAAACAUGGCAUGCCCUAUACAAUCAUGUCGUGUUUUAUUAUGCAUGAAUAAACCUUUAAUGCACUAUUAUAUUAUGCA